Molecule: messenger RNA, 856 nt
Organism: Doryrhamphus excisus (bluestripe pipefish)
Lineage: Eukaryota; Metazoa; Chordata; Actinopteri; Syngnathiformes; Syngnathidae
Gene: olig4
Product: oligodendrocyte transcription factor 4
Biological process (GO): positive regulation of transcription by RNA polymerase II; axon development; sensory organ development
Cellular component (GO): nucleus
Molecular function (GO): DNA-binding transcription factor activity, RNA polymerase II-specific; protein dimerization activity; E-box binding
Source: RefSeq, a predicted model, not a curated record
UUGAGAAGACUGGCAAGCAUCUGAAAACUUGCCUGCUUUUUUGUUAUAUUUUGUUUUUCCUUUUUUCAUCAUCAUUUCAACCAAGAUGGAUUCUGAUGCCGGGUCCACCUGCAGUCGCUCCUCAUCCCCAGACCUAGUGGUGGACGACUCAGCUGGGAGCUUCUUCUCCAACAAGAUGUUUCAGACAUACUGCCAAGACAACAGAGCGCACAGAGAAGGUGACCAGAGCAAUACGGACUGCUGCAGUGGAGGCGGAAAGACCAAAAGUAGAUCUCAGCUCAGCAAGGAAGAGAUGCAAGACCUGAGACUGAAAGUGAACAGUCGGGAGAGGAAGAGGAUGCAUGAUUUGAACCAGGCCAUGGAUGGCUUGAGAGAGGUCAUGCCCUACGCUCAUGGCCCAUCGGUGCGCAAGCUGUCAAAAAUAUCUACCUUGCUGCUGGCCCGAAACUAUAUCCUCAUGCUGUCCAGCUCUUUGGAGGAAAUGAAGAAACUGGUCGGGGACGUGUAUGGAGCCAGUGCUGCCGCCCAGAGUCGCACUGCCGCCCACCCGACCAUCACCCCUGCAGCACCACCUGCCCACCUGCCCUUGCAUCCUCUGGCCCAGUCACUGCACUCACUGGUGGGCUCCACCCAGCAUCACACCCCUACUCCAGCGACUACUGCAGCUCCAGCGCCACACUCGCCUCCAUCAACCAGCUUCCUUGGUUUUCAUGCUCCAGUUCAGAGUCUCCUGAAGGACCCACUCCACCUGACCAGCUCCUACAGACACUUCCCAGGCAUGCCUUGCCCCUGCUCCCUGUGCCAAACUUUGCCUGCACCAAGCUCUUCAUUGCAUAGCCUGGCAAUGAACAAAUAA